Aureobasidium vineae is the source of this 1794-nucleotide messenger RNA. The record is from the annotation of a GenBank genome assembly. NCBI's taxonomy places the organism in Eukaryota, Fungi, Ascomycota, Dothideomycetes, Dothideales, Saccotheciaceae.
AUGCUGGGAAACCAUCGAGUUCUCGGUCAUGUCCGCGCCCGUGUGCAAAGCGUCUGCCUCGUUCUCCUUGUCUUUGUCGUCUCUACUUCGCUUACUGCGAGGUUUUACGGGAAUCUUGACCUUCCGAGCUCGUUCAAAACGACCAGCAGCGGAAGCUAUAAGCCUUCGACCUUACCACCAUCAACAUCAUCUUCAUCAACAUCAUCUUCAUCAACGAUAGCAAGGCUAAACAUCCAGCUGCGUCCCGAGGAUCAUAUCACACGAGAGCCAACUACUCUGUCAUUCAAGUGGCGCGUAACCUCCGUCUUACAGUAUCCUGAUGGCGUCGAAAAACUCGUGUUCUUGAUCAACGGGCAAUUUCCUGGUCCUACCAUCGAAGCUCGCUCAGGCGAUCGCUUGGUAAUCGAGCUCGAGAAUGGGCUAAAGACAUCUCACACAGCGAUUCAUUGGCAUGGUAUCCAGAUGGAGGAUGCAAAUGCGAUGGAUGGCGCGGUUGGCGUGACCCAGUCUGCCAUCAAACCAGGAGAGAUGUUUAUCUACAAUUUCACAAUCUCAUCAUCCGAGCACGGCACCUUCUGGUAUCAUGCCCACGACCAAGUGCAGAGGGCAGAUGGACUGUAUGGCGGUCUGAUCGUCCACAAACCUUUCCAACAAGAUUCGAGGCGUGGAAGCGCAAGCUCAAUUGCAACAGAACAGCUUCUGAUGGUCAGCGAUUGGUAUCAUCGCAGUGCUACGGACGUGUUAUCGAAAUACAUGAGCCCUGGGUCCUUUGGCCAUGAGCCAGUGCCGGACUCACUAUUGCUCAACGGACGGGGUUCGUAUAAUUGCUCCAUGGUAGUACCCGCUCGACCAGUUGUAUGCACCUCUAUCGAACGGCCAACAAUUUCGCUGCCACCGAUUGGGAGAACGAAGCUCCGCGUUAUCAAUGUUGGUUCAUUCGCCGGUGUCGAAGUGAAGUUGCCAGAUUUCGAUAUGGCGUUGGUGGAGAUCGAUGGUGGAAACGCAGUCACCACUGCGAACCUUGCCAAGGUCAACAAGGUUAUUUGGCCAGGCCAGAGGGCUGACCUUGACAUCUCUCCCAGCUCUACAGCACUCAACACCCCUCAUAUCAGCAUCGAGCUCAGCCAUGAGAAUUUUAAGUACUCCAAUCCCGCACUCGCAACAGUGCAUAACUUUUCGAUAACAUAUCAAGAGCCGCCACUCAGAAAACCAUGUGGAAAGCAUCGUGUUGCGCAGGAAUCCCGAGGUACAUGGGUUGACAAACCAAUACCCAUGGCACUCGAAGCCGACAAAACCAUUGUGCUCUACUCGACAACACUUAAACUAUCUCACCUGGCCAAUAUCCCGCAUGGGUUUGUCAAUCAUACCUCAUGGGCACCUCAGGAUCCUCCAUUGAUCUCGGUGGAUCGCACACUGUGGAACGACAACCAGCUUGUAGCUCAUAUCCCCUAUAACGACUCACAUCCUUUGUGGGUCGACAUUGUUCUAAACAACCUCGAUGAAGACAGUCAUUCGUGGCAUCUGCACGGCCAUAGCUUCUAUGUCAUUGCCUCUCACACUGCUUCUUUCGGCUGGGGAUCCUACAAUCCAUAUGUGGAUACCGAAUUGCCUGGCGGUGCACUGGAUCUGACUGAUCCGCCUAUGCGAGAUACCGUCUAUGUUCCUCGGAGGGGAUAUGUGAUUCUUCGCUUUCGGGCAGGUAACCCAGGCAUCUGGAUGCUUCAUUGUCAUAUGCUGUGGCAUCAAGCAAGCGGGAUGGCCAUGGCGCUACAAGUUGGAAAUGGAAGUUUGUAG